AUGAGCAAACAACAACAAAACAACGCCGACACUAUCACUCUCUACGGCAAUCACAUUAGCCAACCAUCCCGAGCCAUAAUGUGGUUCAUGUUAUUGAAUCAAAUUCCUCACGAAUUUAAAUUAAUUAAAUUGGAGAAGGGAGAACAUUUGAAGCCGGAAUAUAAGGAAAUUAAUCCAAUGCAACAAGUACCUUCAUUAUCCAUUUCAUCAUCUACAUCAUAUUCGGAUCAGAAGGUUACUGUUAAUUUGUUUGAAAGUCAAGCAAUUUUAAUUCACUUGAUACAUAAAUAUAGAAGACAAUACAAGAUUGCUGAUUCAUGGUAUCCAAAUCCACAUUCUGAGUUGAUGGUUCAUACAAAGAUUAAUCAAUAUUUGAAUUAUCAUUUAGCAUCAUUGAGGAUGGGAAUUGCUGGAUGGGCUUGGGAAGCUGCUAUUGGACCAAAUGCUUUUGGCACUGAGAGAAGUGAAAGAAAAAUUGAAUCUUUCAAGAAGAAGGGAAUGAAAGUAUUGAAACAACUUGAUACCUAUUGGUUGAAGAAACAAGAUGAAAAAUGUGGAGAUUACUUGUGUGGACAAGAGAAAAUGUCAAUUGCUGACUUGUUAUUGUACAGUGAAUUGAUGCAAUUGUUGCUGAUUGUUGAAUCAGCCACAUUGUGGGAAUCUGACUUGUUGAAAGCCUUUCCAAAUGUUGCUAAAUGGGCACAAAUCAUGUCACAAACUCCACACCACGAUAAGAUUUUCCAAAUUCUCUUCUUGCUUAAAGCAAAGACCUCUUCAAAACCUUCCAAAUUGUAAAAUAACUCAUUGUAAAAUUUAUUUACAUGCUU
This is a messenger RNA of Naegleria gruberi, 827 nucleotides long. RefSeq names its product glutathione S-transferase. Gene Ontology annotation, molecular function: glutathione transferase activity. The record is from RefSeq and is a predicted model, not a curated record. Lineage: Eukaryota; Heterolobosea; Eutetramitea; Acrasida; Naegleriidae. Gene Ontology annotation, cellular component: cytoplasm. Gene Ontology annotation, biological process: glutathione metabolic process. The transcript has a single exon. Bases 1 to 795 code for a protein of 264 amino acids.